GCGCUUGCAGGAGCUGGCGGGAGGAGGGACAGCGGCUUUGGGCCAUGGCGUCCCCAGGCCUCCUCCGGUUCACGCGCCUUGCGCUCGCGCCGCUGCUGCUGCUGCUGCUGCCGCCCGGGUGUCCCGCGCGCUUCGACCCCACCUGGGAGUCUCUGGACAGCCGCCCGCUGCCCGCCUGGUUCGACCAGGCCAAGUUCGGGAUCUUCAUCCACUGGGGCGUGUUCUCCGUGCCCAGCUUCGGGAGCGAAUGGUUCUGGUGGUAUUGGCAAAAGGAAAAGAGACCAAAGUUUGUGAACUUUAUGAAAGAAAAUUACCCUCCCGAUUUUAAGUAUGAAGACUUUGGACCACUAUUUACAGCAAAAUUUUUUAAUGCCAACCAGUGGGCAGAAAUUCUUCAGGCCUCUGGUGCCAAAUAUGUUGUCUUAACUUCCAAACAUCACGAAGGCUUCACCCUGUGGGGUUCAGAGUAUUCCUGGAGCUGGAAUGCUGUAGAUGAAGGGCCAAAGAGGGACAUUGUGAAGGAACUCGAGGUGGCCAUUAGGAAGAGAACUGACUUGCAUUUUGGACUCUACUAUUCUCUUUUUGAAUGGUUCCAUCCCUUCUUCCUUGAGGAUCAGUCCAGUUCAUUCCAAGAACAACGAUUUCCAGUUUCUAAGAUGUUGCCUGAGCUCUUUGAGCUGGUGAACAGGUAUCGGCCGGAGGUUCUGUGGUCGGAUGGAGAUGGAGGGGCACCAGAUCACUACUGGAACAGCACCGGCUUCUUAGCCUGGCUGUAUAAUGAAAGCCCAGUUCGAGACACAGUGGUCACCAAUGAUCGUUGGGGAGCUGGUUCCAUCUGUAAGCACGGAGGCUACUAUACGUGCGCUGACCGCUAUAACCCGGGUUAUCUUUUACCACAUAAAUGGGAAAACUGCAUGACAAUAGACAAGCUGUCCUGGGGUUACAGGAGAGAUGCCGCAAUCAGUGACUACCUUACAAUAGAAGAACUGGUGAAGCAACUUGUGGAAACAGUUGCAUGUGGAGGGAAUCUUCUGAUGAAUAUUGGCCCCACACUAGAUGGCAUCAUUUCUGCAAUUUUCGAGGAACGAUUAAGGCAAAUGGGGACCUGGCUAAAAGUCAAUGGGGAAGCCAUUUAUGAAACCCACACUUGGCGAUCUCAGAAUGACACUGUCACCCCAGAUGUGUG
Molecule: messenger RNA, 1186 nt
Organism: Castor canadensis (American beaver)
Lineage: Eukaryota; Metazoa; Chordata; Mammalia; Rodentia; Castoridae
Source: RefSeq, a predicted model, not a curated record